This is a messenger RNA of Ictalurus punctatus (channel catfish), 1866 nucleotides long. RefSeq names its product ankyrin repeat domain 10a (gene ankrd10a). Lineage: Eukaryota; Metazoa; Chordata; Actinopteri; Siluriformes; Ictaluridae. Gene Ontology annotation, molecular function: protein binding. The transcript is spliced from 6 exons. Bases 155 to 1279 code for a protein of 374 amino acids. The record is from RefSeq and is a predicted model, not a curated record.
CAACCCGCUUAAGUUUUCAGAGUGCGCGGUUGUCUUUUGUUGUCUGAGCAGGAGCCUCACUGAGCUGUACAGCGUGCUCGGGGAAAAUACACCGAUAUCAUUUUAUUUUUUUCCCCGCCACCACUAGAAAGACCACUCUCAGAGUUGAGGAAGCAUGUCGGUGAGCAUCGAGCUGGGCUUUUCUAACGACGAGGUGCUGAGCACGCGCUUCCCGCUGCACCGCGCGUGCAGGGACGGAGACGUGCGCGCGCUCUGCUCCCUGCUGCAGCGCUCCGACGACCGAGCACAGCUCCAGGCGGAGGACUCCUUCUACGGCUGGACUCCCAUUCACUGGGCGGCACACUUCGGAAAGCUGGAGUGUGUAUUGCGAUUGGUACAGGUGGGCUGUGAGGUGAACGCUGUGACAACGCGCUUUUUGCAGACUCCGGCUCACAUCGCUGCAUUCGGAGGACACCCAGAGUGCCUUGUAUGGCUCCUGCAGGCUGGUGCUGAGAUCAACAGACAGGAUUAUAUGGGUGAAGCCCCCAUCCAUAAAGCUGCAAGGGCAGGUAGCAUGGAUUGUAUCAAUGCCCUGUUGUUCUCAGGUGCAAAACCAGAAUUAAGGAACACUAACGGAUUGACUGCGGCCGACCUGGCCCAUGCACAAGGCUUCCAGGACUGUGCUCAGCUCCUCUCCAAUGCAGAGAAUCAACUAAAGCACCUAAAUGGGUUUGGCCAUAAUGGAACUGACCUCCCCCACAUCCAAGGGCGGAGUCUUCUUAAUGGGUUAACCAAUAGGAAGAGGCUCCAUGAUUGCUCAGAGCCAAAUCACGUCAAGAAAGCAAGGGUUGAUGGUAUGGAUUUUCCUGUGAAGGCAGUCAGUGCGAUGGAGGAGGAUAUUGAAUGUAUGCAUGUAGAAUCUGCCCCAGACAACCAAUCAGAUGGCACCAUAGAAAUAGCCACUGGCUUAAGCAAUGGCCACACACAACAGAAGAGUUUUGACACAAACGGCCAUUGCCCCGAACCCCAGCCUGACGUGCCAGACCUGGGUAGCAACAUGUGCGGCUCACUGCACCUCAGCGGCAGCCCCAGCAGCUACAUGUCUCACAGGCCCUUGUGGGCCACGUUCUCAUCAGACUUCAGCGAUCAUCUGCACUACGGCCACUACCACGGCUUUGGAGACACGGCUGAAGACCUGGAGGACACCGGAAGCCGCCACGAGCACAAUACAACUGUAAAGCUUGAGCAGCACUACAACCAAGAGGUGUUAAAUGCCAUGCAGCUGUUUCAUGGCUCUUGAAAGGGUUAGAGCCAGUCUGUUUGUAUAAACGUUGGCGUGAAGAGCCACCCAGCCGCCUUAAACCGUAACCAGUUUACCCUGACUUUGCUCUUGCACCUUAAAAAAGGCCACAAUAAAGGAGUUUUUUUUGUUGAAGAGAAAAGCCUUUGUACCAAAAGGGUAUUUGUGUUUUUGUAUCUGACUUUUUGUGCACUCUUUAUUUUACAGUAUGUUUGAAUAAUAGAUUACACAGAUAAUGAUUAAGUAAAGCAACCGUGGAUGAUUUGUUAACUGUGGUGCAUUCAGCUUUCCUAUCCCCCCCCCCCCCCCCCCCCUCACCACAGGAGUUUGAGGACUUGUAUAAACAGAAUAAGUUUAUAAGUUUAAAUGUUUGUGGGGGUUUGUGCCAAUAUUUUCCCCCUUCAGUAGUUUGGCACUAGCAUUAAAAAUUGUAUGGAACAAUAUAUUGUUUCCUAAUUUUCCUGAGACGUUGAGUUGAAAAGUUAUGUAAAACUGACUCGCUGUAAGUAUUUGUUUUGAGAAAACUGAAAUUUUUUGACAUUCCUUCAAUCUUUUGUGCUGUGAUAUAUAAAAGUAUUUGAGACAGA